Messenger RNA from Macadamia integrifolia, 987 nucleotides. RefSeq lists its product as uncharacterized. NCBI's taxonomy places the organism in Eukaryota, Viridiplantae, Streptophyta, Magnoliopsida, Proteales, Proteaceae. Gene Ontology annotation, molecular function: ribonuclease P RNA binding. The transcript is spliced from 5 exons. The record is from RefSeq and is a predicted model, not a curated record. Bases 328 to 972 code for a protein of 214 amino acids. Gene Ontology annotation, biological process: tRNA 5'-leader removal; rRNA processing. Gene Ontology annotation, cellular component: ribonuclease MRP complex; ribonuclease P complex.
AGGACCGAUUCCAUCACCGAUUCUGUUUUAAAACCCUGAGGUAAGCCCAUCGCUGCACCCUCUGCAACGCACAGCCGCACAGCCCCACUGGCGUUGCACUCCACCACUACGUCGAACACCCUGCUGCUGCCCUGCUCGCUGCGUCGCCGAAGAUAAGAUGUCACCAACGUCGGUAUUUGAUGUUUACAUAUUUCAUGUCUGAUAAGGGAUGAUUCAUCAAGGGCUCUUUCAUUCGAAGGAAGUCCAAGCCAUCAUGGGCGUUGCUGCUUUUGUUUUGGAGUACGUAAUGGGACUGUGAGUGUCAAAGUACGGAUUCCAUUUCUUGCUAUGGCUACCGGUGGAAGCUCGGUUACCUCAGACCAGAAGAAACGUACAUUGGAGGCUUUGCAGCGAAGGUUUGCUGUGGCUAAAGCAGAGGUUCUUGAACAGCAACAGAAGGACAAGAAAAAAUGUUCUCGGGGGGAAGAAGAAAAGAGGCAUGAUAUAAGGUGUUCUACUGUCUCCCCUUUGGCAUGUGAGACAGAUGCAUCCAUAGCACCUGCACCCUCUUCAGUGCCAUCUUCUGAUAAAGUGCAUUUUUCAUUCUUGGGCCACACUCCAUCACGGGGGACUCCUGGAGUUUCAGAUGCGGAAGCAAAUGGGCCUGCAUAUUCUCAGUUAUCUCAAUCUGUACAUGAGAAUUUGCUGAGUUCCAAUAUCAAGAUUUCUAGUAAAAGAGGGAGCCAAGUUGAUAGGAUUAUGCAUGAACUUCUCCAAAAUGGUGAUUCGGCACAGAAGUACAUGCAAGGAUCUAGAAGCAUGAAAAUUGAAAAUUGGCUUCUUCUUGACAAUUUAGUGCAAGGACGUGGUGUGUCAGUUGGUGCUCACAUUAGAACUUUACAGAACUGCUCGAAGCGCUCUAAAAAGCACAUGUCAAUCCGACAACAUAAACAAUGCAGGACAUUUGAGUUGCCUCAAGAGUUCCAUAAGUAAUUUUAUUGCUCAUAG